ACCCCUGAUGGUAAAACCAGGAAGAAAAGGGGACGCGCUAAACAACAGUCCUCUGUCGGAAUGCGCCGCUGCUCGCUGUGGAGGGAGAGUGUGAAGUUAUGGCUUUAACAUGGCCGAUACAGGUCCUUUCUUAACUUCGUGCAUCAUUUUCUACCUCUCGAUCGGUGCCGCGAUUUUUCAGAUUUUCGAGGAGCCAAAUUGGAAAGAGGCUAGAGACAAAUACAUUGAGCAGAAGGAAAACAUCUUGAGGAGUAGCAACGUCACAAAGGAAACCCUAGAUGAGAUACUGAAGAUAGCGUCAGAGGCCGCCGGCCAAGGUGUGGCUAUUACGGGGGACAAUCACCGCAACACGUGGGACUGGAGCAAUUCUGUUAUCUUUGCUGCCACCAUCGUCACUACUAUAGGUUACGGUAAUGUUGCUCCCAAGACCAAAGCUGGCCGUGUGUUUUGUAUCCUGUAUGGCCUGUGCGGGAUCCCUCUCUGCCUGGUGUGGAUAAGCACACUGGGGUCUUUCUUUGGAGACCGGGCUAAACGACUAUCUGGGAUUCUGAUAGAAAAGGGUGUUUCAGUGAAAAACGUCCAGCUCACAUGCACGGCCUUGUUCCUCCUAUGGGGCUUGCUGGUGCACUUGGUGAUCCCUCCGCUUGUUUUCAUGUAUGUGGAAGGAUGGAGCUAUCUAGAAGGGAUUUACUUCUCCUUCAUCACGCUAACAACAGUUGGCUUUGGAGAUUAUGUGGCAGGCGUAAAUCCUGACAUCGAAUACCCAAGACUCUACAGGAUAAUGGCAGAGCUAUGGAUGUACAUGGGACUGGCCUGGCUGUCUUUGUUCUUCAGCUGGAACGUCCACAUGGUUGUGGAAGCGCACAAAGUGCUGAAGAAGAAACGGCACCAUAGGCACAGGAACAGACCCUUGUACAUGGAGCCAGACUCCGAGGAGGAGAAGCAGAAACUAGAGGCGAGGCCGACUGUCGUUGACAUCUUCAACUUCCUUUCUGAGAAGGACGAAGACUACAGCACGGUCAUCAAAGAGAUCGGGAUUAAUGCGAGGAGAAGGAAACCACAGCCAAUACAGAUUAUAAGCCGCUCCAAGAGCUGCAGUGACAUACUGGCCAACAGCAUCCAGACCUUGGAGCACUCACCGCGGCACAAGAGACACAUCAGUUUAAGCGAGGUGUUUGCAAAUGCAAUGGUGGACGAAAGCAAACAAGAGGAAGAGGAAAACAUCAAGAGACCCACAUCAGAAACGUGUGAAAUAACAGUCCAUGAGGAAAAUAAAAAUCACGGUUCCUCUGAAUCAGUAACUGAUGGGAUCAAAUUCACGGCACCAGACAGAGAUACUGCAGAAGAAGAGAAAGUGCAGCAUCCUGAUGGUGGGGAGACUCGAUUUACGAUAUCUAAGGUGGCAGAAAAUGACAGUAUUUGUUUAGAUGAAAAAGGAUGAUACAUGCUCCCUGGCGAAACAGAAACAAUAUUUUCAGUUGUAUUUGAUGGUGAGGUCACAAAUACUUAUGGGAAGUUUGGCUGUUUUCAGAGAGCCGGCUCUUGUGUGUCUCCCAAAAGAUUUUUUUUUCCAUCUGUAGCCUCCUAUUUUAGCUUAAACUUGGCAAAUCAGAAUAUUUUACAUGUUUAGAAAUCUUUUUGCAUUCAAUGUUUAGAUGGUUAGAAAAACAUCUUAAAACUUGCUCAGUUGCAUAUAAUCAAUGUCAGCAUUGAUUUUAUGCAACGAUUUAUGUAUUUCAAGAUUGUUUAACAUUUAUUUCGUAAUGCUAUUUUGUGGUUUUAUUGCUGUAUUUAUUAUGUGCUUUAACAUCAACUUGUCAACAAGACCAGAGAUGGAAGUUAGUGACUAUAAUCGCAUGUAUUGUAAAUGUUCAUUAAUACGUAUUGUCCAAUUUUUAAAAUAAACUUGAAUUUAUGAUGGCCUUAUAUUGCCAAAUUUCAUAUAGUUGUUGUUUUGUUGUGAAAGCAGGUACACUGAGUAAUAUUUUAAUUAAGCUUUAGAUUUUUUUAUUUAACACAAAAAAUGAACAAAGCAAACAAAUUUACUAAAAAGAACCAUUGUAACAAUUUAUUAGAUUAUGUUAUAUCUUUGAAAUGAAAUGGAAACUGAGUUGGGAAGAGCCAUGAUGGCUAAUAAAUGGUAACUGGCCAAACCCACUUUAUCCAGCCCAGAGGAUUUGACAAAGUGCAAUUUAAAAUAUAUUGCUUAAAAUAAGAGACAUAAUAACCUGGCCCUGAUAAGAGCCUUUUCAGUAAAUGUGCUUUCUCUGUUGAUUUUGGUAGGUAUGAAAACAAUAAAUGAUUAUAAAAUUG
This is a messenger RNA of Poecilia reticulata (guppy), 2313 nucleotides long. RefSeq names its product potassium channel subfamily K member 5-like. NCBI's taxonomy places the organism in Eukaryota, Metazoa, Chordata, Actinopteri, Cyprinodontiformes, Poeciliidae. Gene Ontology annotation, biological process: potassium ion transmembrane transport; stabilization of membrane potential. Gene Ontology annotation, cellular component: plasma membrane. The record is from RefSeq and is a predicted model, not a curated record. Gene Ontology annotation, molecular function: outward rectifier potassium channel activity; potassium ion leak channel activity.